This is a messenger RNA of Recurvomyces mirabilis, 1353 nucleotides long. RefSeq lists its product as uncharacterized. Gene Ontology annotation, molecular function: oxidoreductase activity, acting on paired donors, with incorporation or reduction of molecular oxygen; monooxygenase activity; heme binding. The record is from RefSeq and is a predicted model, not a curated record. The transcript has 3 exons. Lineage: Eukaryota; Fungi; Ascomycota; Dothideomycetes; Mycosphaerellales; Teratosphaeriaceae. Bases 1 to 1353 code for a protein of 450 amino acids.
AUGUCGAACUCCUGGUAUAACCGACGGCAAGCAGGAUCAAGAGGCCUGAAGACGCUUCUGGAGGCACAUGCUCGACUUGGUCCAAUCAUCCGACUUGGCCCUCAAGAAGUCAGCGUAGUCUCCGAAGAAGGUCUCAGAAAGAUAUACGCUGCCGGUCUUGACAAAAGUUCGUGGUACCAGAAGACCUUCUUUCUGUAUGGCGUACAGAACCUUGUGAGCACGCUGGACCAUUCUACUCAUGCCAAAAACCGCCGAAUCGUUGCCGGACUCUACAACAAAUCAUACCUGCAACGAUGCAAGAAUUUAGCGUCCCUAUCAGACCACAUCGUCUGUUCUAGGCUCCUGCCUAGGCUGGACUUCUACAGCCUUAACGCAAAUACUGUCAAUGUAAUGAGACUUUUCGCUUGUAUUGGCGUGGACAUGAUCACGGGACACAUUUUUGGCGCGGCUUAUAGCACCGACUUGUUGGCGGACGAAGCCAAAGGCGGCGAGUACAUCGAAACUUGUGCUAGCGGUACGGAGUUCAAGGAGAAUUACUUCGAGCACAUUUACCGAGAGCUCUUAUCAACGAGAGGGACGCAAGAAGAGCUGAGAGUGUCUCCGUCAGCUGCGGAAACAAUGUACAACGGGCUUGCUUCACAGCGUAGUGCAGGCUACGUAGCAGAUCGUGAGAUCUUCGCAGAAUCUGCCAGUGAGAUGCUGGACCAUAUCAUUGCAACACAAGAGACGAACACUAUCAUAUGGACGUACAUCUGUUACCGUCUAUCACUUCAUCCGCAGCUUCAAGACAGGCUUCGAUUAGAGCUUCGCACUCUAGAGCCUCGCAUCACGAAUGAAAUCACCAAUCUCCCUAGCCCAGCGAGCCUUGAGAAGCUGCCACUCCUGGAUGCUAUCGUUCAAGAGACUCUCCGCUUGCAUGCUGCGAAUCCUGCCCGAAUGCCUCGAGUCGCUCCUACUGGCGGCAUGACUCUUCACGGUUACGACAUACCGGCAGGGACAAUAGUCAGUACAAAUGCUUACUGUCUACACCGCAACCCGGAUGUGUUUCCGGAACCACUGGAGUGGCGACCUGAAAGGUGGAUGCCGCAUAGGCCAGAGGAGAAGCUGGACGGACCAGACUUGCCGCGCAUGAAGAAGUGGCUUUGGGCCUUUGGCAGUGGAGCUCGAAACUGUAUUGGCCAACACUUUGCCAUACAGACUAUCAAGCUCGUCGUUGCUGCUAUUUACACGACUCACACCACACUUAUCGUCAAUGAUGAAGGCAUCGAACAAUCAGACUCUUACAACUCUGGACCAAUUGGCGGCAAGCUAAUCCUACGAUUCGAGCAUUUGAAAGACACCCCCGAGUGCUGA